AGCCUGAAUUCUGGGAUGCUGCUUUGACCUUCAGCAGUAACAUCCAAGUCCUAUGUUAGUAUUUCGAAUUUUAAAGUCACCAGUUCAAACAAGAAGAGCAAUGGAUGAUUGAGGAAGAAAUGUAAAGGAGGUGUUCUCCAGAAAAGGCCUGGGAAAUUUAUAAGUAAAUAAAGACACAACAGGAAAGACUUGUGGGUUAAGUCUCAUCCUUCUCCGUGAAAGCACAGCUAAAGAAAAACUCAGAAAACCUAGGUAGCAGAAAAGUAUUUCUUCUGAGCACAGACAUUGAUUCUUUAAGACAACUCCUCUGUGUAUGGGACUCAGUUUAAACGAGUUUGGAACAUUUAAUUUACACUUAAAUAUGAGAGAAGCUGUCUAAGCAAGAACCAUUAAGAAUAUAAUGAGGAUGCUAUAUUUCAUCCCAAUUUGUAAUCAGCUAAUCACAGGAUAACCAAUGUGAAAAGUUUUUCAUCAUAUAUUCAACUUUGUUAGAUAGCUGAGAAUUACUAUUGGAGAGAAACCAUAUGAAUUUACUGAAUGUGGAAAAGCUUUCAUCCAUGUCACAUGUCAAGAGAUACUAAGGAAUUCUUGUUGGAGAAGGUAUCUGUGCAUGAUAAGAAUGUUGGAAAGCCUUCAGCCUGAGUCAGAUCUCCUUCAGCAUGAUCAAAUUCAUGCUGGAGAGAAACCUUAUGAAUGUAAUGACUGUGGAAAAACAUUUAACCUGAAGCAAAACCUCAUAGAGCAUAAGAAAAUGCAUACUGGAGAGAAAUCACAUGAAUGUAAUGAAUGUGGUAAAGAAUUCUCUCGAGUCUCAUCCCUUACUCUACAUUUGAGAAGUCAUACAGGAAAGAAACCAUAUAAAUGUAAUAAAUGUGGAAAAGCCUUCAGCCAGAAGGGAAACUUGCUUACUCAUCAAAAACAUCAUACUGGAGAGAAAAAUUAUGAAUGUGGGAAAGCUUCUAUUCAGAUGCCAAGCCUUAUUAAACACCAGAGAAAUCAUAUUGGAAACAAACCCUAUGUAUGUAAGGAAUGUGGCAAAGCCUUCAAUGGAAAAUCAUAUCUCUCUGAGCAUGAGAAAAUUCAUACAGGAGAGAAACCAUUUGAAUGUAAUCAAUGUGGAAGAGCCUUCAGCCAGAAGCAAUACCUCGUUAAACAUCAGAAUAUCCAUAGUGGAAAGAAACCCUUUAAAUGUAAUGAGUGUGGAAAAGCCUUUAGCCAGAAGGAAAACCUCAUUAUCCAUCAAAGAAUUCAUACUGGCGAGAAACCUUAUGAAUGUAAAGGGUGUGGGAAAGCUUUCAUUCAGAAGUCAAGCCUCAUUAGACACCAGAGAAGUCAUACAGGAGAGAAACCUUAUAUAUGUAAGGAAUGUGGAAAAGCCUUCAGUGGGAAAUCAAACCUCACUGAGCAUGAGAAAAUUCAUAUUGGAGAGAAACCCUAUAAAUGUAAUGAAUGUGGAACAAUCUUUAGGCAGAAGCAGUACCUCAUUAAACAUCACAAUAUUCAUACAGGAGAGAAACCCUAUGAAUGUAAUAAAUGUGGAAAAGCCUUCUCUCGAAUCACAUCUCUCAUUGUACAUGUGAGAAUUCAUACAGGUGAUAAGCCUUAUGAAUGUAAAAUAUGCGGGAAGGCCUUCUGUCAAAGCUCAUCUCUUACUGUGCAUAUGAGAAGCCAUACAGGUGAGAAGCCCUAUGGUUGUAAUGAAUGUGGGAAAGCCUUCUCUCAGUUCUCAACUCUUGCUCUGCAUAUGAGAAUCCACACUGGAGAAAAACCUUAUCAGUGUAAUGAAUGUGGAAAAGCUUUUAGCCAGAAGUCACAUCAUAUUAGACACCAGAGAAUUCAUACUAAUUAAAACUCUAUGAAUGCCUUGAAUUUGGGAACACCUUCAAGAGAAUUCGUAUUAAACAGUAUAUCAGAAAAUUCAUUUUACAGUAAAGUCACAUGAAUGUGGAAAAUCCUUCAGCAACAGCUCAAAAUGUAAUAUACUGAGAAUUUAAUAACUAUCACAGUAUCAUGAAAACCUACACCCCAAGACCCCCACAACAAACAUUGUUCCUGCUGUACUUUUAGGAGCAUUCUCAUUAAAGUAAGGAUCCAGUCAUGGACACUAAUCAACAUGGUUCUGGAAGGCCUACUUGAUGCAUUCAGACAAAGAUAUGCGAGGUAUUAAGAUGUGAAAUUAAGAGACAAAAUUGUCUUUUUUUUUUUUCCGGUAUGUGGGCCUCUCCUGUUGCAGAACACAGGCUCUGGACGCGCAGGCUCAACGGCCAUGGCUCACGGGCCUAGCCGCUCCGCGGUAUGUGGGAUCUCCCCAGACCGGGGCACGAACCCAUGUCCCCUGCCUCGGCAGGCGGACUCUCAACCACUGUGCCACCAGGGAAGCCCAAAAUUGUCAUUUUUUUGUUACAUGUUUUGCUACAUGUAUAGUCAUCAAAAUUAUUUGCUCUUGAUGCAGUAAUAGAAAACAAAGAUUGUGACAGAAUAUUAUAUCCAGAAACAUAUGCAUAUCUUUAUGGGGAAUUAGCAAUUGAUAGAGGUGGUAAUCACAAGUUGGUAGGAAAAUCUGGAUGAUUUAAAAAAUGGUCUCAGGGUAAUUGACUCUUCAUAUGGAAAAAUAUUAGAUCUUUGCUGUUGUUAUACAUUAAAGUAUUUAUUUAAAAAUCCAAAAGUGUUGUGAAGAUUAGAAUGCAAAGAGCAAAACUUAGUAAUAUAAGAAUUUUAUAGGAGAAUUUUUUCAAACCUCAGGGUAGGAAAGAAUUUCGAAAACAGAUUCCAGAAUACCCACUCUUGAGUAUACACACAUAUAGUGAAGAAACUGAUACAUGUACCCAGGGAGUCCUGUACCUUUAUGUUCAUUGCAGCAUGAGUUAUAUUAGCAAAAUAUUGGAAACAAAUAUCUGUCACUUUUGAAAUGGAUGAAUAAAAUGUGAUACAGUCACACUGUAUAAUAUUCUCUAGUAGUUAAGUUUAACAAAUUAAAUCUAUAUGUAUUAAUAGAGAAAGAUAUGAAAAUCAUGUAGAGUGAAAACAAAUGAAGUGAAUAUAUUAUAAUUAUACCUGUAUGAAUUUGAAUUAAAUCAACACUAGUAUUAAAGCAUUGGUUAUGGUGAACAUUUUUAUGUAAAACUAUGAAGAAUGGAUUGGAAGAAUACACACUCAAUUCCCAAAAGUGGUUGUCUCUAAAAAGAAAGGCAGUAGAAGGGAAAUGGGGCCAAACAUGGUAGUUAAAGGAUACUUCAGUUUUGUAUCUAAAUAUCUAUCUCAUUAAAAAGAAAUAAAGAUUCCAAGUAAAUAAAACAAAAUAUUAGUUAAAUCUGAAUUGUAAUAGUAUAUGAGUUUAUUCUGUUGUUUAUGCUGUUUCUUUUAAACUUCUGAAAAUUAAAAAAGAUAGGGAUAGGAGUAGGGAAACUAUAUGGAGUACAUGUUAUAGUGGAUUCACAUUCCCAGUUAGAUGCAGAUAUUUUACAGAAGAUAUUUCUACAAUCAUAACUUUACUAUAAAAUAUGAAUUUUAAAAAUUGGAAUGGUAACAAAUCUAGUUAUUUAAAUUUACUCUCAAAUAUCAUAUCAUUAAUCUCUGUGUGGUCUCUACUGAGACCACAGUAGAUUAUAGCAUGAUUUUGCAACAGGUGAUUGAAUCACAUACAUUUAAGGAUCAUAUCACUUAGUAAUACAUGCACAAACUUGUUGGAGAUAAUUAGUUUUUCAGAAACAUUUAUCAGAAAUUUUAAUAGUCCACAUAACCAAUAUUGGCAUUAGAAAUUUGACAUUUUUUAAAUGAGGAAAACAUGUCACUCUUACAUUUUUUUGUAUGCCAUUGAGUAAAACAUCAACUCUUGCAUUUCAGCUUGAGUUUUAAACUCAGACUAUUCUUUUUCUCUAACCUGCCACAGUCAAUCAAUUUCCCCCACCUCUAGUUUGUUUGUUUCCUUCAGGAAAAUGGCACUGAAAAGGGAGAUCUCAGACCUAAACAGAAUUCUUUUAUUAAAAGCAAAUCUUUAUGAGGAUUUUUGAUUCCUUUCCACAAUAACUUGACAUAUAGAAAGCAUUUAGUGCUCUUUUUGAAUAGUGAUAAAAAAUGAGUAUGUAACAGAAAACUUAGGCUGCUUUCAAAUAUAUCAAUUUCUUUUAAACCCAGAAUAAUACUAUGCUACUAUAACUAUAGCACUGCAUGGCUUAUUAUUAGCAUAUUUGAAGGUUGGUCUUGAGAUAAGAUUAUAAAUGCCAUAGGUUGACUUUGUGAGGUAAUGUAUCCAAAUAAGAUACAUGUAUAUCUAUGUGAAUCUAAAUUAUCCUCUCUUUUCUUCCAUUUCUCAUUAAGCAUUCUCUCAUAUUCCUUAAGUGUUAUCCCUUUGUGCUGGUGCAGCUUUGAAAUCACCAGAGCAACUAGGAACUCUAAUCCAGACCAAAUAAGGAGGAUUACCUUUUGGUGCCUAUAGCUGGUCAGUGCCAAGGCCUAGCAACAAUAAUGAUUAUAAUGGUCAGAUAGAGUAAGAUAAGCAGUUGCUGCACAGUAUUCAGUGAUAUUGUGUGCUAUAAAUUUAUUCAGCCAUCCCCCCUACUAAUUCAACUUGUUGCUAGUUAUUUGCCAUCACAAACAACACUAUAGUAAACACCCUUAUAUUGGCCCUUACCUUUUAUUUUUAUUUCUGGGGGAUAGUUUAUAGGCAACAGACUGCUAGAUCAAAGGGUAUGUGUUAUUUUAAAAUUUUAAGAUGCAAUCAGUUAUUUUCAAAAAGACAAGUUUUCUCCAGCCAUGCAAUAGGCGGUAUUAUACUAAAAUUCAUGUUUGAUGAGUAUAAACUUCAUCUUUUCCUAGAUUUGCUUCUUUGUAAAUUUUCAUAUUAGCCUAUUUUCCUAUAGGAUUAUUUAUCUUUUUGUCAGUUUUGAAGACUUCUACAUGUAUUAGACAUUAGGAAGUUUAUGGAUUGGUUAUAGAGAUAUUUUAAUCUCUAGAUUAUAUAUGUUAUUUCUUAGGUUUUCUUAUAAAUUGUCUAUUUCCUUUUUGCAAUAUAUUAAUAUUUAAUCCAUCUAGAAUUGAAUUUUUAAUGUCAUAUAUGAGGGUUCAUUUUCUUUUCUUCCAGAUGGGUUGCCAGUUAUACAAGCACAAUUUGUUAAAAUAAUCCAGCAGCCAGUUUAUCAGCAAGUCACACAGCUCUGACACCUGCAUGUCCACCAGAAGCAAUCACAGAUUUGAACUAGCAAUCAAAAAGAGAGAGGGAGAACAGAAUAAGCUUUAACCUGGCAUUAAGUUUAUUAUUAGAUUUGUCCUGACAAAAAAAUGUCUUCACAGCAUGUUCAUCGACAGUCCUGCAACUAUCCAAGCAAGCACAGCUUCCACUGCUUCAGCACUGCACAGAGGAGAAAAGAUCAAAAUGGGCGUGGUUCACCUCAGCACUGGGAAACAUUAACAUUCUCAUCCAGCAUAUUUUAUAAUAAUCAACCAGGGCAUCUGCACGGUGUGCCACCAUCACAUGGGGCACACCCACUUGUAACAAUGAUAAUCAUUUAAGCACAGAGAAGCCACUGCCUUGGUUUCCCAGGACUUGUGAUGCCUUACUUAUAUAGGCUGUCAAUGUCUACAUGCCAGUUAACAGUUCGCCCCAUCCAGAUACAGGCUACAGAUGAGAGAUUUACAGUGGUGUUUUCUUCAAGGAAACUGGUAGAAAGGCAAAUCUAAAGUCAUUUUUCCAGAGAUGAAUCAGUGGGAAAGACCUGUUCUUAAUCCUUUACUGAUAACCACACUUUUCCUACUCAACUAAAACUUUGCUAUGUAAUCCUUUAACCAUAUGAUCUUUUUUUCAUUCAACUUAAACUGCCUUAUAUUUUGAUUUAUACCAAGACCUAUUUCUAUAUUCUCUUGCUUCAUUAAUCUGUUUUUCUAUUCCUAUACUAACACCAUAUUAAUUGAUAACAUAUUAGCCUUAUUGUAUUUUGAUACUGAGUAUUACAGCAAGUCCCCCACUCACUGUUUUUCAGUUUUAUUGGCUAAUCUAAGUUAAUUUUCUUUCUAUAUAAAUUAAGAUAGUUUUCUCAAAUUACAAAAACGCUUUGAUAUUCUAAUUGGAAUUACACUAAAUUUAUACACUUACUUUGGGAGAAAUGACAUUUAUGAUACUGUCUUUCUGUCCCAAAACAUAGUAUGCCUUUGCAUUUGUUCAAAUUGUGAUUCACGUCCUUCAGCAUGAGGAUUCUGAACAAAGUAAUUUGAAGCCCAUCACUGCUUAGUACCAUUAUAUUAAAGUUUCUUUUCGGUGAAUAAGGAAAUUCCCCCUCCACCCCAGCCCAGAAUUCAUGUGUGGAAGCCCUAAUCUGCAAUGUGAUGGUAUUUGGAGAUGGGGCCUUAGGGAGAUUAAUUAGUUUUAGAUUAGGUGGCACACUUAUGAUGGGAGUAUUGCCCUUAUAAGGAAUGUCUCGUGUAUGCACCAAGCACACAGUGAGACAGCAGCUGUCUACAACCCAGGAAAUGGACCUUCACCAAAUCUUCCAGCACUUUGCUAUUGGGACUUCUUAGCCUCUAGAACUGUGAGA
Messenger RNA from Orcinus orca (killer whale), 6527 nucleotides. RefSeq names its product zinc finger protein 260 (gene ZNF260). Gene Ontology annotation, molecular function: RNA polymerase II cis-regulatory region sequence-specific DNA binding; DNA-binding transcription factor activity. The record is from RefSeq and is a predicted model, not a curated record. Bases 611 to 1849 code for a protein of 412 amino acids. The transcript is spliced from 2 exons. Gene Ontology annotation, biological process: regulation of transcription by RNA polymerase II. Lineage: Eukaryota; Metazoa; Chordata; Mammalia; Artiodactyla; Delphinidae.